Molecule: messenger RNA, 1550 nt
Organism: Pelagomonas calceolata
Lineage: Eukaryota; Pelagophyceae; Pelagomonadales; Pelagomonadaceae
Source: the annotation of a GenBank genome assembly
CGCGAGUGGUUAGUCACCCCGCUUUGUCCGCGUUCUCUGCAGCGCGCAGCCACAGAGCUCAGCGCGCAUCUAUAAAAGGCUCCCUGCAGCCGCCGCUGCAACGCCAGCGCGCCGCCGCAGCGCCACGGCCUAAGGAGGUCCUCCCACCGGGCUCCACGGCCGCGCGCCGCGCGUAACCCGCUCGCGCCCGCGCCGCCGCAAAGAUGGUCGCGGGAGAAUGUCAAACGAAGAACAUGAACGAGUAUGAUCCGGACGAGCAGGAGGAGACGCCGCCCGAGCUCGACGCCGGCGAUAUUGAAUUGCUGAAGACGUAUGGGAAUGGCCCUUAUACUUUGAAGAUUAAGGACUGCGAAGAUGAAAUAAAAAAGCACGAGAAGAAAGUCAAGGAGUUGAUAGGUAUCAAAGACAGCGACACGGGCUUAUGUAUACCGUCGCAGUGGGACUUAGUGGCCGACAAGCAGGCCAUCCAGGAAGAACAGCCCUUGCAAGUAGCAAGGUGCACCAAAAUAAUAGACGAGUCGGGCACGGGCGAGGACUGCAAGUACGUGAUCAACGUCAAACAAAUUGCCAAAUUCGUCGUCGGCUUGGGCGAAAAAGUAGCACCGACGGACGUCGAAGAGGGCAUGCGCGUCGGCGUCGACCGCACGAAGUACGCCAUCCAGAUCCCCUUGCCGCCGAAGAUCGAUCCCACUGUCAGCUUAAUGACCGUCGAAGAUAAGCCGGACGUUACUUACGAUGAGGUAGGAGGCGCCAAGGACUCGCUGGAGAAGCUCAGGGAAGUGGUAGAAUUGCCCCUGUUGCAUCCGGAGCGGUUUUUGACGCUGGGGAUCGAUCCCCCGAAGGGAGUGUUGUUGUACGGCCCGCCGGGCACGGGCAAGACGCUGUCGGCCCGAGCGGUGGCCAACCGGACGGACGCUUGUUUUAUCAGAGUUAUUGGUUCGGAGCUCGUACAAAAGUACGUCGGCGAAGGCGCGAGGAUGGUCCGGGAGCUCUUCACGAUGGCGCGGUCGAAGAAGGCCUGCAUUAUUUUCUUCGACGAGGUCGAUGCCAUUGGUGGAAGUAGAACGUCGGGCGACGGUGAUGGCGGGAGCGACAACGAGGUCCAACGCACGAUGUUGCAGAUCGUGACGGAGCUGGAUGGUUUCGAUCCCCGCGGUAAUAUUAAGGUGCUCAUGGCGACCAAUAGACCUGAUACAUUGGACCCAGCUUUAUUGCGACCUGGUCGAUUAGAUCGGAAGGUCGAGUUCGGUUUACCAGAUUUAGAGGGCCGGACUCAUAUAUUACGGAUCCACGCCAAGACCAUGGCGGCGGACCGCGACAUCCGCUACGAGCUGCUCGCGCGGCUCUGCCCGAACACGACGGGCGCGGAAUUAAGGAGCGUGUGCACGGAGGCGGGCAUGUUCGCCAUCCGCGGGCGCCGCAAGUCCAUCACGGAGAAGGACAUGAUCGACGCCGUCAACAAGGUCAUCAAGGGCUACCAGAAGUUCAGCUCGACGCCCAAGUACCUGACGUACAACUAGUCGUCGCCUUUAACGUUCUGUCUCUUAUCU